Messenger RNA from Bicyclus anynana (squinting bush brown), 504 nucleotides. Its product is annotated as COMM domain-containing protein 8. NCBI's taxonomy places the organism in Eukaryota, Metazoa, Arthropoda, Insecta, Lepidoptera, Nymphalidae. The record is from RefSeq and is a predicted model, not a curated record. The transcript has 2 exons. The coding region runs from base 1 to 504 and encodes 167 amino acids.
AUGGAAGUAAUAUUUAAAAUAGAUGCUGAAGAGGAUUUUCUACACAUACUAAAAGAAAUCCUGAAUAACUUAUACAAUGAUUACAAUACACCUAUUAAAUUAACAAAUAAAAAUGCAGUAGCAACCGCUAAGGAUGAAUUAAAGGAUUUGAUUUAUGAGACUAACUGUGUUUCUGAAGAUGUGUAUGAGUUAUUAACAUCAAGAGGUUUUCUAAAGGAAAGAAGUAAAAUGGUUGCAUCACUUAUUGAAAGUAUGAAAAGUGAAUUAUUAUAUUCAACAUUACUUAACCACAACAGUGUGUAUGGGAAGUCGUUAGCUGCAUUUGAUUGGGCUGUUAAACUUGUUUAUGGCACAAGUGAGCUCAAGAAGUUAAAGUACCCUUUAUUGCAAUUAACGUUAACAACACUUAGCAAAGGAAAACAACAACAACAAAUUUUUGAUAUAAACAAAGAGAUGCUCCUUGAAAUGAUCAAUGUAUUGGAAAAUAUUGAUGCACAAUCUUGA